UGCAGAAAGUUGGCUCAUCACACAUCGAAAUGUCGAGUUGUUUACGAAAUUAAUUUUUAAUUAAUGGUGUCGCAACAAAUAUUUGGUACUACGAAAUUCUCUCGUAGUAUCCUUCUGUCCCGAUGGAGAUGGGAUCCUAAGAAAAAAACUACGAAAUAACAGCCAAUCAAUUUCCAGUAGAAAAAUCGACAACAGAGAUUUUACAAUUUCAUUCCUUUGGAAAAGGAUUACUGUCACCAUCUAUGAGAGUUGUGCAAAGAAUGUGUUUUAAAAAAAGAGCUCUAAUCAAACCCUAAACAAGCAAUAUUAUAUUCGUGAAGAUUGAAGAAAACACAUUUUAGCGUUCUCAUUAAUUCGGAAAGGAUUAUAAGGAUAGUAUUAUAUUUCUCCAAGAAUAAUUAAGAAAACGAAGAAGCAUGGAUCUGCUGUAUACCGUCAACAGGAGGAGUUCUCCUAAAUUUUUUUCCAAUCAAGAAUGUUUAUACAAUGGACAAUCGAUGUGUUCCUUAUCCAGUCGGAACAUAGUGGCGUUUACUACAAUGACAGAGUUAGAUGACAGCAGUGGCAAGACACGGGGUUGUCAUGUUUAUGUAGCGGAUUUAAAUAUGCCAUGGCAUGCUCAUAAAGUACUUUCGAAUAAACACAACAUUACUGCAUUAGAAUGGGAUCUACCUGGUGACAAGUUGGUAAUGGCUGACACUGCUGGAAAUGUGCAGUUGUGGAUGUUCAAGGAUCAUAUUUUGAAUGAAUGGGUAUUAAUAGGUUCGGCAUAUUUCCCUGGUGAGCACAUACUAGGUGCAGCAUGGUUUCAUAAUGGCAAAAAGACAGGCCUAGUAACAGAAAAGAAAGAUAGCAUCCAUUAUAGCGAGAAAUUUAAUCACUUACUGUUCGCACCUUCCGUGAGGCAAUUCGGCGGAAGAGCCGCCGAAGGUGUGCUGGUGGUAUCGACGACGGGCAUGGUUGGUGCAAUCAUGAUCACGAAGGAUCUUCAAAAUCCGACUUGCUAUUCGACGGAGAGUCUAGGCAACACGAGACACAGGAUAACCGCGGUUGACUUGUGUUAUGGAAAAAACGGCCACUUUCUCGUUGCGGUUAGUAGCGGUAGCAUCUGCUUACCCAUAAGAUGCUUUAGAGUACUGGUGCGCAAGAAUGACGACAAGUGCACCAUCACCUCGCAAGCUUUACCAAGUUUUUUUCUGCAAGAUGGGGCACCCAAGGACAAUUCAUGUACAGUCGUAACUCAUUUAAAGUUUGUGGUCAGAGAAGAUGCCGAUUCUCUGGUCAUCGCGGCAAACAGUGAGAGCGGUGGAUUUGUUGAAGUGUGGGAAUUGCGGGAGAAGUCGCAACCGGUUCACAAAUUGUUUCAGCCAAAAACGUUAGAACCUUUCAAGACAGUCGUUUGGCAAUAUCAGUCGCAGUAUCGUUGUCAGUCACCGGUCACGGCGAUAGCCACUACAAAACUAUCCAUAGUAACAACUUUGCCGCCUCCCAGUUAUGUAAUAAUAGCAUUAGCGGACUCGUCAGUGCACUGCCUAAAUCGUUUGGACUGUUUGAAGGAAGUGGCAUUCUCAUCCCUGAAUACAAGCUGGCGUCCAGAUGAGCCUAGCAACAAAUAUUUCAAGAACUCUGUGUCUAUUGCUCAUAUGGAUCUUUCGUGGCUGGGAUGCGUACUUCUUGCGUGCGACACUCAGGGCAAUAUGUAUCUCUAUAAAUUGUUGCCGGACGGUACCACAGGUACGUCGAUGUCGCUAAGCUAUGCCUGUACAUUACUGGAGUAUUGCUUGGUGACGGGAUUGGAUUGGUUGGACAUACUUUUAUGUCUGAGAUCAUCCAUGAUUGAAGCAUUGUGUGAGCGAUUGGACGUUUCCUUUAACAGACAAUUACAAUCUACACAGCAAUAUCAUUAUAUCCAAUUUUUAUCCAUCAAGACGUCGUUGUAUAGAAUGCUCAUAACAGGACAGAACAAGGCGGCGGAUUUGUCAUCGUUACUGAUGAUACAUUCGGUAGCUACUGCCUUCAAAUCUUUACUGAGACCAUCGGAUUUGAUAUCUCACGACAAAGGGCCAGCGGAAAGUUUAGCCGCAGUGAUAACUGACGUUAUUACUGAUGUUGACAAGGUGUUGCUGCAUCUCGAUCCGAAAGAGUUUACGGUAGAACCGAGUACGUUGCAAUCGCUGCAGCAACUUAUUCAAUGGGUCGCUGACUUAGCUUUGAACUUGCUGGCCAGAUUACCUGAGCAGAGGAUGCAAAUGAAGACUGGUGGGUAUGAGCUUCUUAAGGAUCACAAGGCCUUGAAUACCGUUCGGGAGCUGUUGGUCAUCAUACGCAUCUGGGGAUUACUCCGCCCGUCGUGUCUCCCAGUGUUUCUUCGCAGCGCGGACAAUCUGGAUGUUUUAGCCUUACUAUUUUGCUUGUUAUCAAAAUUGGUACAACCUAACGGAGACACACAGCAACAGGUGGACGAUGGUUUGAUUGAUGAAUGCUGCCUGCUGCCAAAUCAGAUCAUGAUUCCACAAUUGCAUCAAGGCAACAGCAUCACCGCUAUAGUCUCCCCGAUUUUGUUUUAUCAGAACCUACCAUUACAGCUGGAAUACGGGGUGGAACCCGAACAGUUGGUUUUUACACCUGAAAUGAAUCCCGUUGAAGGUUGUAUGCACAGUGGACAGAUCGUGGACACGAUACGACAUUUGUAUUUAGGAAGACAGCCGCUUCUGGUGAAACAGUGCACGAGGUGCGGUGGUAAAGCACAGGUACAGAACAUGACGAGGACAGCUGCGAUCAGAGCCUGGGAUCAACGAUGGACACGUGCUUGCCGGUGCGGAGGUAUUUGGCGAAUUCACAAAGCCUCUCAAUAAAGGACACUUAAAAAUUUUUGUAAAAAGUUCAUUUCGUCUGUUAUAAACCGUGAUACUGUAAUCUUUUGGAGAUUUAUAUGAAAGAAGAUAGGAAAUCUAUAAUAUAAGAAGCGGAAAUCUAUAUGAAAGAAGACAAACUGUUGAGAGACAUACACAAAUAUAAAAAGGUAACUAAGAGCUAAAUACUGUGUGUAUUCAAAUGAUCUACUUGUCAAGUUAAAUCAGAAAUUUAUAAUCUGAAGAUAUUUCAUUUGUUUAUAUUUCUAAAAGCGAAAUCACUCAAAGUCUUCUUUACAGUGAUUAUUUUGUUCUAUUUUAUGAGUAAAUAGAAUCUGCAAUUUUUUCCAAUUCAAAUAAAAAUGGAGGAAAAUGCGGGAACGGUGUAAAAUUAAUUAAUCAAACGACGGAUUAUUACACGAAUCGCUUCAUUAUGAAAGAUAGGAGGUAGGUGUAAUUGCAGACGAACGUUUUAAAGUGAAAUUAAUUGUAUAAUACUUUGCAGAAGACUCGUCCCUUGUACAUUAAACAUAGUUGUAAAUGUUUUCAUAAAUUAAUAAU
Mycetomoellerius zeteki is the source of this 3413-nucleotide messenger RNA. It is a transcript of the gene MED16, whose product is annotated as mediator complex subunit 16. NCBI's taxonomy places the organism in Eukaryota, Metazoa, Arthropoda, Insecta, Hymenoptera, Formicidae. Gene Ontology annotation, biological process: positive regulation of DNA-templated transcription. The transcript has 15 exons. Gene Ontology annotation, molecular function: protein binding. Gene Ontology annotation, cellular component: mediator complex. The coding region runs from base 417 to 2855 and encodes 812 amino acids. The record is from RefSeq and is a predicted model, not a curated record.